Naegleria fowleri is the source of this 402-nucleotide messenger RNA. RefSeq lists its product as uncharacterized. The coding region runs from base 1 to 402 and encodes 133 amino acids. The record is from RefSeq and is a predicted model, not a curated record. The transcript has a single exon. NCBI's taxonomy places the organism in Eukaryota, Heterolobosea, Eutetramitea, Acrasida, Naegleriidae.
AUGAGUCUAUUUGUAAGAUCAUCCAUGAAUCUGAUGGAUUUCGUUCAACAACAACUUCCAUCUAAUAAUCAUAAGAAACUGCUAUCUCCCAUCGAUGACCAACCACUGGUUCAGCAACCACCAAAACAAAAGGAGGAAUCCUCGUGUACGAGAAAGAGUGAGAGACGAGAGGUCAUUCGGGUUGUAGAAAACAGAAGGAAACUUUUCAUUGCUCACGUGAAAGAAAAGAAGCAUGCUCUGGAUCAAAUUGAAAAGAAUGUUUCUGCCACACUCUCUUCAAAAGAAUGGACGUCUUUCCACUCAAAACAGGGUCUAUACAGUUGUUGUUAUGCCUGUCAGGACGUUAAAUGUGAUUUUGCAUCACCACCAGUCAUUACACCAAGGAGAUUUUGUGUGGUUUAA